CAGACAAAUAAACUGAUUGCAAGAUCGCCGUUAGCUACAAGCAGGAUGUCGGGAAUGCACAAGUUUGUCUGAUCGUUAUCGUUCUCCUUGUGGUGCAAGGGACCCAUGGCAACACCCUCGAUGCCACCGUCUCUAGAGAAAUGUGGGCUGAACUGAUGAGGGAACAUCCACGACAGCAGGUGUCUGCGGCAAGGGCUGCUACUUGGAAUCGCCGGAACGACGCAUUUCUUCGAAUACAACAUUUUGACAAGACUAACCCGUGCAAGAAUACAUUUGCGACACCGCUAGUGAAGUGUGGUGACGCUGCCGAUCACUUGUGCUGAUGACCAACCUUGUGCAAGUCAGACACAAAAAGUGUUUUUACCAGGAAAAUGCUGCCCCCAAUGCAGAGGUGAAGAUGAUGUGCCGAGAGUUACAGAGUGGUCGAAUGGACAAAGUGCAGUGACACAUGUGGCCAAGGACAGAGAGCAAGAAGCAGGACCUGCAUCGUACCCGAGAAUGUUCCAAACGUGGGGGAUUGUUCAGGAGUCCCACUGCUGGAGUUUGGAACAUGUAACCUCACUCCCUGCCCUGUUGACUGUGAAUGGGAGUAUGGAAGGUGUGAGAGGUGUUCGGCAACCUGUGGAAGUGGGACAAAACUCUGUCCACCAGUCAUCACACAGAAACCAGACCACGGAGGAAGAGAAUGCCCUGAUUUUGUUCGCAAUGGAGAGUCACGACUACUGGAGUGCACGGAUCUUUGACCUUGCCCACCUGUUGACUGUAAAUGGGAGUAUGGAAGGUGUGGCAAGUGCUCGGCAUCCUGUGGCAGUGGGACACGACAGUGUACACCAAUCAUCACACAGGAACCACAGUACGGAGGAAGGGAUUGUCCUGGUUUUGUUCGCAACGGACAGUCAAAACUGUUAGAGUGCACCGACCUCGAACCUUGCCAACCUGUUGACUGCGAAUGGGAGUAUGGAGAAUGUGACAGUUGCUCGGUCACCUGUGGUAAAGGGAAUCACUUCUGUCAACCAAUCAUUACGCAACAACCACAGCACGGAGGAAGAGAAUGCCCUGAUUUUGUUCGCAAUGGAGAGUCACGACUACUGGAGUGCACCCAUCCUAAACCUUGCCCUGUUGACUGUGAGUGGGAAUACAGAGAUUGCAGCUCCUGCUCACCAUCUUGUGGCUCUGCAACCAAGACCUGCACUCCAUUCGUCACUAGAGCUGCAGAAAAUGGAGGAGAGGAAUGCCCUGUGAUUGAACCGGUGGAAGUGGAGUGCACUGAUCUUCCAGAAUGCCCCUGCUACGGUUAUCAUGAGUGUACAAAAAAUUCGGAAAGAGAACAUAAAAAGCGUGCUUAACGUGAGCAGUAAGACACCCAAACUGUGAAUGUCUUCGGGUAAAAGCCGGAGUCGUAGUCCUGGACUAUGAUGGGUGACUACAUACGCAAUGAAUGUGGACAACUGCGUAAAAGGUUAUAAAUCCUGGUCCAAGAAGAUUAGAGACAAUAAUACCGUAGGUGACGCUGGCUGUGGACUUUAUGGAUGCUAGAGAGCAAGAUUUGAUGGCCCCAAUUUGAAAGAGAUUGCUGCUGCCAAUAAUGGAAAGUUGUGGAAAUGACUACAAUAAAAAGACUUGGUUGUGAAGUGUCAAGACUUAUAGCCAUGCUAGUUAGAGUUUACGUAGAGUUUACAGUGACCGUUUUGUAUUAGCACGUCAUGCACAGCAAGGGCGACAGUACUUGGUCCUAUGACCAGUUGGUGUAAUACUCUGUUAUUCAACAUCACAAUCAUUUUGCGCGUGCCACAAGUGAACUCAGUUUCUCAUCCCGCGGUGGUCGACUAUUAUUAUGGACGAUUUG
Molecule: messenger RNA, 1846 nt
Organism: Geodia barretti
Lineage: Eukaryota; Metazoa; Porifera; Demospongiae; Tetractinellida; Geodiidae
Source: the annotation of a GenBank genome assembly